This is a messenger RNA of Nerophis ophidion (straightnose pipefish), 3179 nucleotides long. Its product is annotated as zinc finger protein OZF-like. Bases 341 to 2119 code for a protein of 592 amino acids. The record is from RefSeq and is a predicted model, not a curated record. Gene Ontology annotation, molecular function: DNA-binding transcription factor activity, RNA polymerase II-specific; RNA polymerase II cis-regulatory region sequence-specific DNA binding. NCBI's taxonomy places the organism in Eukaryota, Metazoa, Chordata, Actinopteri, Syngnathiformes, Syngnathidae. Gene Ontology annotation, biological process: regulation of transcription by RNA polymerase II. The transcript is spliced from 2 exons.
UGACUCUUUGGCCCCGCCCCUACGGACGCAUGCUUGGAAGACAUGCGCUUUGCGGCAAAGUCCUCCUUUUCUCCACACACGCUUCUAAGCCUCGGCACAUCUCCUCACAUUGCUACUAACUACACUUUAUUCAUCCUCCGUGUCAGGAUAAACUCCACUCGUCUCAGCCAAAUUUGGAGAUUAUUAGGCCUGCUUAGCUUGAUAGUUGUUUGAGCGCGCCAAUUAGCUUAGCAUGCUAGUUAGCUUAGCUUGUUAGCCGCUAACAAAGAGACGCGGAUUUGAUCAACACAUCGCUUAGUUAAGAUCAAGUGUGAGUGUAAAGUGUUGUGAUUGUGUGAAAAUGUGCGAAAGAACGAUAGCAAAGUAUGAGGAAGAACUUUGUUGUGUGAAAAUGUGUGAAAGAACGAUAGCAGAGUACAAAGAGGAACUUUCUCGGACAAAAGAAGAGAACGAGAGACUACGUCAACUAUUGGAGGCUGUUUUCAAGAAACCUCAAGUUGUGUUACACAGAACAGACCUCAAUAAAGAACAUCUUCCUCAUGAGCAGGAAGAAGAGCCACAGCCCCACCACAUUAAAGAGGAAAAAGAGGUACCACAUUCCCAACACAUUAAAGAGGGAGGAGAGGAGCCACAGCCCCCCCACAAUAAAGCGAAACAUGAGAUGCCACGGACCCAUAAUGUUAAACUGACCCUUCACAAUAAAAGGCAAGCGGAGGACCCACUGAUCUUACACAUCAAAAAGGAAGAGGAGGAUCCACUGACCCCUCACUUUAAGGAGCAAGAGAACCUGCUGACCCCUCACAUUAAAAAGGACGAGGAGGACCCACUGACCUCCUGCUUUAAAGAGGAAGAGGAGGACCAAGAGCCGCCGCACAUUAAAGAGGAAGAGGAGGAAGAGGGCAUCAGUCAGCCUAAAUGGUUGGAGGAGUUCCCAGUGACUGGUGUCCCUGUGAAGAGUGAAGAUGAUGAGGUGAAAGGUGAAAGUGAGGAGAGGGGAGGGGGGGAGCCUCCAAGCAGCAGCUCAACACAACACAUGACAACAGAAGCUGAUGGAGACCACUGUGGAGGAUCACAAGCAGACAAGCUCUUAGCUCCACUAUCAGAUAGUGAGGACACAACGUCACACUCUCCUGACACUGAUGAUGAAGACUCUAAAGAUGAUAAGACAUGUCACACUGACAACACACACUUCGCAUGUUCUCACUGUCACAAAACCUUUAAAUACCAUUGUGAUCUGAAAAGACACAUGAGAACACACACUGGAGAAAAAACUUUUAUUUGUUCAACCUGUGGUAAAGGUUUUACACAAAGUCAACAUUUGAAAAGACACAUGAGAACACACACUGGUGAAAACCCUUUUUCCCGUUCAACAUGUGGUAAAAGUUUUACACGAAGUCAGAGUUUUAAAGAACACAUGAGUACACACACUGGUGAAAAACCUUUUUCCUGUUCAACCUGUGGUAAAGGUUUUGCACACAGUAACAAAUUGAAAAGACACAUGAGUACACACACUGGUGAAAACCCUUUUUCCUGUUCAACCUGUGGUAAAGAUUUUACACAAAGUCAGAGUUUGAAAAGACACAUGAGAAUACACACUGGUGAAAAACCUUUUUCCUGUUCAACCUGUGGUAAAGGUUUUGCACACAGUAACCAAUUGAAAAGACACAUGAGAACACACACUGGUGAAAACCCUUUUUCCUGUUCAACCUGUGGUAAAGGUUUUACAGAAAGUCAGAGUUUGAAAGUACACAUGAGAACACACACUGGUGAAAAACCUUUUUCCUGUUCAACCUGUGGUAAAGGUUUUAGACACAGUCAGAGUUUGAAAGUACACAUGAGAACACACACUGGUGAAAAACCUUUCUCCUGUUCAAUCUGUGGUAAAUGCUUUGCACAAAGUCAACAUUUGAAAAGACACAACAGAUCACAUAGUGGUGAAAAAUCACAUUCCUGUUCAAUCUGCAACAGAAGCUUUAGUGAGCGAUCGACCCUUGUAGCACACAUGAGAAAACACCCAGGAGAGAAAGUGUUGAGUUGCAGUGUGUGUGGUGAAAGAUUGUCUUCUAAGUACCAGUGUAAGAAACACAAGUGUGCUGGUGAGAACAGCAGCAGCAAAUGAAACUGCAGGAUUUGAAAUAAACUGUCCAGACUUUCAGUUUGACUUUCUAACAACAUCAGCACAUAUAACAUGUGUGACAUUGUUGUUUGUCUAACAAUCUGGUUAAUAUGCUUCUGCAUUUAUAGAUUUGAUAAUAUGAAAUAUUGAAGUGUGACAUAUUUGUAUUUGUAAUUGUUAAUAACCCCAUAGAUUAGCACCUUUAUAUGAUAUACAUAUGUACUGGUUCACAUCUGAAACAACUUCUGGACCACUUCAGGAAGCAUAUUAUUAUUUACUUUAUACAUCAUUUAAACAGUUGUCUUUUAUACAAUUUUAAAAUGUGUGACUUUAUGAAUCAUUUGUUGGGUCUCUAUAAUCCAUGUUAUUAAUAAUCUUUAUUACUCUCUUUUGUAAUAAGAUGAUUGUGUUGUGAUUAUUUUAUAUGUAUGUCCCCAGACCUUUAUGCUAUAUAAAACGGAGAGAAAAUGGCUGAAUUGUCUGAGGAAAGAUUUUUUUUUUUUUCUACAAACUGACUCUCGUGGAGAAAACAAAAAUUCCCAUUAUUGGGUUUCGAACAUUUUUAAUAUAUGUAUUCUUUUUAAACAUCCCCAAAACUGUAUCAGUAUCAAUCAAAGUUCAGAGUGUCAGUAAAAAGCCAAUAUUGUACAUCAUCCCACAGAUAUUUACUUUGCAUUCUGUUGGAGCCAAAUUUCUUUAUUUGUUUAUUUAGUUUUUAUUUAGUUUUCUGUAAUUGAUUGCUGGCCUCAGUUGAUGCUGAAUUUACUUUUCGGCAGAUUGCUCCGCCCACUUCCUCUUGAGAACCAGGAGAUGUUGACAGGGAUGGGACCGUUGCUAUGGUGCGGUUGCUAUGGUAACGUCAUUUAAUUGGGUUCAGGUGGGAACACUGGAGGGGCGACUGCAUGGAGGACACAAACUGUUUACAAGCUUGCUGUGUGUGGUCAGGUCUCACUGCUGUGACAAUGUUGCAUCCAAGUCAAGGUCAGCAUACUUUAUGUUCUACAGCCUACAUGUCAUUUCAGUUUGAUAGCCAAAAAUAAACAGAUUGUCAUAUCCAAACAUA